Molecule: messenger RNA, 1875 nt
Organism: Rhizoctonia solani
Lineage: Eukaryota; Fungi; Basidiomycota; Agaricomycetes; Cantharellales; Ceratobasidiaceae
Product: peptidase C14
Exons: 1
Coding region: 1-1875 (624 amino acids)
Molecular function (GO): protein binding
Source: RefSeq, a predicted model, not a curated record
AUGCUUGUGCAAGACGCGCAGACCGGCAGUUGCAUAUAUGACGCCAUCAAGGGGCAUGAAAGAGGAGUGACGUCAGUAUUGUUCUCACCCAACGGCAAGCACAUCCUCUCAGGGUCCGAUGACAAGACAACGCGGAUGUGGGACAGUGGCAACGGUAGUCUGAUACCCAACUCCAUCAAACGCCAUCCUCACAAAGUCAACUGCACGGCAUUCUCUCCUGAUGGCAAGCAUAUUGCAUAUGGCUUGGGUAGCAAGAAGUCUCCGAUUGUUGUUUACAACGCAUCCACCAGCAAGUCUCUCCCUUUCUCACUCAAUGCCCACCAAUCCCCAGUCUUUUCAAUCGCCUUUUUGCCAAACAGCAAGCACCUUGUCACUGGCCAUGAUUCUGGUGAACUGCGCAUCUGGAGUCUACAGGACGGCACCGCCACACACUUCCCACCCAAAGUGCACAACGGCAGAAUCACAUCCAUUGGGUUUUCGCCACUCGGAGACAAACUCGUCACUGGCUCUGAAGAUAGGUGCGUGUAUAUAUGGGAUGUAGAGAACGGCUACUCCAACCCUUGCCUACUUGGCACACACAACCUUUUGGUUUUCUCCGCUGAUCUCUCCGCUGCGUUCUCACCCGACGGCACACGAGUCGCAUCAUGCUCAUAUGACUGCACCGUCAAGAUGUGGAACGCACUGCACUCGACAUCAUCUCACACCUCACACUCCAACGCACCAACCAAGGGUGUCUACUCGGUUGCCAUCUCGCCUGAUGGGUCACGUAUCGCCGCAGCGGGUGGCAACAAAGCGAUCCACAUGUUCAACACACACAAUGGCACUCCCGCUCUCCAGCCACUUGUCGCACACACCAACGAGAUUAACUCGGUUGCGUUCUCACUCAACGGCAGGUACCUUGUUUCUGGUGGCGACGAUGAAUGCAUAUGUCUAUGGGAUGCCACAAGCGGCAAGCUGCUAUCCGGUCCACUUCGAGGGCAUAAACAAAGGAUAUGGUCAGUGUCGUUCUCACCCGAUAGCAGGCACGUUGUUUCUGCCUCGUCGGACAAGACCAUACGCAUGUGGCAUGUGGACGAUGGGACUCUGACGCCCACAGAUCUGGUUGGAACGCACGACGGGGAGGUCAACUCAGCGGCAUUCUCCCCCGACGGCAAGCAUAUCGUUUCUGGGUGUGAUGACAGAAUGAUCCGGAUGUGGGAGUCGCAGACGCUAUCACUCGUGUUCGAUCCGUUUGGGUCGCAGCAGCAUAAGGGGCCUAUCUUGUCGGUGACGUUCUCGCCUGAUGGCAGACUCAUUGCUUCUGGGUCCACAGAUGGCACUAUCUGCAUCUUUGACUCGCACAGUGGCGAGUUGGUCCUCGGUCCUCUCGACGCACAUCAGGUUCCGGUGAGCUCAGUUGUGUUCACACCCGACAGCAAUCACAUCGUAUCUGGCUCGGAUGAUCGAAGCGUUGGAGUGUGGAGGGUGGAAGAUGGGGCUCCUGCAUGUGAGCCACUUCAAGGACAUCAAGGUGGCAUCAACUCGGUGGCAUGUUCGCCCGACGGUGCAUAUAUUGUCUCAGGCUCGGAUGACGCGACGAUUCGAGUAUGGAAGGCACCAGGAAGGGGCGCUGUAUCCGACAUAUCCCAAUCUGCCUCUUCGACCUCGGACCAGAGGAAGCCCCAUGGUGCGAUUGCCGGCGGACUGACGAUCGAUAGCGAUGGGUGGGCACGCAACCGCGACUCGCAGCUGGUUUUCUGGGUUCCAUCUGAUUUGCUCAAGCUGUUCCCUCUCCUCGAGACCGUUUACACGAUUGGGCCUGGAGGCACGUGUCGGGCGGACUAUAGUCAGCGUUUGCUGCUUGGGGACGAGUGGCACCAAUGCUUUGUUGGCUGA